UAAAGUUUUUUUUUCUUUUUUUUUCUUUUCAAAUGCAUAAAUUAAAUCGCUUUUUAUCCAUUUUGGGGUUCGCCGACAACCGCCAAAUCUCUGCAAUUCAAAGCUCUCGCUAUCUGCAAUCCGUACUUUAAGAAAUAACGGUGGACAAGUUAAAUUAGUUUGCAUAUGAGCCUCAUUGCUUAAGAAGCAUAAAGUUAUUUUCUUUUGCCUGAUGCACUCCAGUUUUUAAGUCUCAGAACUUGGCUUUGUACAAAUGUCAGAAGGUGACAUGGCUGUUAUUAAACCUGAGAUGAUGAAGUCUUAUAUCUGGCUUCAGACUGCUGAUGGUUCAAUCCAACAAGUGGAACAAGAGGUUGCCAUGUUUUGCCCCAUGAUAUGUCAAGAGAAUAUACAAAAAGGGAUGGGAUCUUCCAAGAACCAUGCAAUAUCUCUUCCGGAAAGAGUCAAUACUUCCAUGUUGAGCCUAAUUAUUGAUUACUGCAGGUUUCAUCAAGUACCAGGUCGCUCGAACAAGGAAUGCAAGGCUUUUGAUGAAAAAUACAUCCGAAUGGACACAAAAAAGCUCUGUGAGCUGACUUCAGCUGCUGACAGCCUCCAAUUAAAGCCGUUGGUUGAUCUUACCAGUCGUGCUCUUGCACGAAUAAUUGAAGGGAAAACACCUGAGGAGAUACGUGAGAUAUUUCAUCUGCCUGAUGAUCUUACAGAGGAAGAGAAGUUGGAGCCUUUGAAAAAUUCAACUGACGAUCCACGUAUCCGGCUUUUGAAUCGACUAUAUGCACGAAAGAGAAGAGAACUUCAGGAAAGAGAGAAAUUGAAGAAUGCUGAGCUUGAAGAAGAGCGAAGCGAUGACCGUUCAGUUGAUGAUCUCUUGUCCUUCAUUAAUGGAGAAAUUGGAGAUUCCAAGGGGAUUAAAACUUCCAAGAACAAAAAGAAGAAUCGUAGAAGAAAAGAUCAACAAAAAAACACUUGUCUAUAUGAGGCUAAUGAAAUCCAUGAGGAGUCGAGCAAUCUUAAGUUUGCUUGCCCCGGUGAUGAAGUCAACAAAUUUAGAGCCAGUCCUAGUUUGACAUUAAAGCUACAAGAUCUAAAUGAUGACAGCCUGGAGGAUAUGGUUGAGUUUGAUGAUGGUGAUAUUGAUGAUGAGAUUGAUCCUGCGUUAAAGGAAAAAAUUGAUAGGGAGGUUGAAGAUUUUGCUAGGAGAUUAAAUUCAGACUGGCCUCAAAGGAUACAAGAGAUUCUUGCUUUGGGUCAGGAAAGGAGGCGGGUACCAGUUUCCAUUAACGGAAGGGAUUCUAUAAGAAGAUAUGCUUGAGGACAUCCAGAGCGGAAAUGGUUCUUAUAAACAGAAUAUCCCUAUAUCGGCCAGUGGCUGGAACAAUUUUGACCAGAUGCUAACAGGCUUCUAAGAGUUACUAUUCUCAUUUAUUUGGCUCCAAACAUGACUUUUUUCUUCGGUUGUUGGGGUAAUUAGGCUGCAAUUGGAUUCUGGGGCAACUGUUUGUACUUUUAGGGGAACAAAUAAAUCAAAAGUAGUAAUUUGUUGUCUUGUCAUGAGCUAAAUUUGCUCGGUUAUCAAAAGCUUGUAUGAGGUUAUUGGUUGUCUACCCUCGUUGAAUAAUUAUUCUAUCUUAUUUUAUUUUCGCAA
Molecule: messenger RNA, 1645 nt
Organism: Prunus avium (sweet cherry)
Lineage: Eukaryota; Viridiplantae; Streptophyta; Magnoliopsida; Rosales; Rosaceae
Product: SKP1-like protein 21
Biological process (GO): ubiquitin-dependent protein catabolic process
Source: RefSeq, a predicted model, not a curated record